Molecule: messenger RNA, 2482 nt
Organism: Oppia nitens
Lineage: Eukaryota; Metazoa; Arthropoda; Arachnida; Sarcoptiformes; Oppiidae
Product: eukaryotic translation initiation factor 4B-like
Exons: 6
Coding region: 128-1915 (595 amino acids)
Molecular function (GO): RNA binding
Source: RefSeq, a predicted model, not a curated record
AUAUCAAGUGUUAGUGAUGUCAAUGUGUUUGUGACUGAGUGUACACUUCUAUACACUAAUUGAUAGACUGUUUGAUGUAUUUGUUGUCCAUUUGUUUCACUAACUAAUAGACACUUUGAUGUAAAGCAUGGCUACCAAUACAGGGAAAGGAAAGAGCAAGAAGUCAAACAAGAAGACAAUCCCUUUGUCGGUGUUUGUGGCCGAAGACCAGACACCUCCUCAGGGAUAUAAUGUUGUGCACACACAGAAAGUGUCACUCGAUUGGGCCGAUCAGGUCGAUGAUAAUGACUUCGAUGACAGGUUUACUGUAAGUUAUAAUACACCAAACAAACCAAUAUUACUGCCGACGGGACCCAAAGCCACCCGCACUCCUGAUUUAGAUUUAACUCGAGUGCCGUCAGACCCGCCAUUUAAAGCCUAUUUAGGAAACCUUCCGUACGACGUCUCUCAACAGGAAAUUACCCGAUAUUUUUCCAAACUUGAGAUAAUUGACGUGCGAUUACCACUUCUUAAUGGUCGUCACCGCGGAUUUGCUUACGCAGAGUUUGGUAAUAAAGAUUCAUUGAUUGAAGCGCUCCAGAAAAAUGGAGACAUGUUUAGAAACCGACAGCUCAAAGUUGGUCUCCCCGGAGAUAAUGAAAGCUCUACCGGUAAUCGAGAAAAUCCUCGUGAGGAACGUCAGGAUAGAACUGCUGGUGAUUGGAGGACAGCACCGCGAGAUAACGAUGUUUCGCGUGAUCCACCAAAUCGUGACAAUUAUGGUUUCAGAAACGGUAUGAAUGAUAAUUCAUAUGACAGACAAAGAAACCAAGGAUCAGAUUCAAGUUAUGGCAGAAAUCGUUUUGAAAACGAAAGAACAUUUAGGCCGUCAAAUGACCGCAAUUAUGAAAGAAGUAAUAAUUACUCAAACGAGCGAUUUGGACGAUCUAAUGAUCGAGAAUUUGAUCGAUCAAAUAAUCGGUACUCAAAUCGAAAUGACGAGCGCUUUGAUGAUUCCCGUGAUAAUGACCGCUCGUCGUUUGGUCGACGUAUUGAAGACUCCAAUCGAUAUUCAAGUCGUAAUUAUGACGACAGAAGGACUGAUUCUCGACGAGAAUUUGGCGGUGGAUUUGAAAGGAGUCGAAGAGAUGAUUCGCAAUACGAUUCACGCAAUGGAUCUCCACCUCCGAGCAAAGAGACAUAUGAAGAACAACCUAAAGAAUCGGUUGAAGAACGACCUAAAGAAAGACAGAAAUUGCAAUUAAAACCCCGAACGAAACCUAUUGAUGAAAGUUCUGAAUCAUUAUCUAAUUCUGCUAUAUUUGGUGGCGCGAAACCUGUCAAUACGGCCGCUCGGGAACAGGAAAUUGAACAGAAACUUCUUAAGGAACGAGAAGAAUCAGAUAAAAAGUCGGACAAUAAUGAAGGUAGGAUUCGACGUAUUAGUUCGAGUAGUAAUAGUGGCGGUCGAUCACGAAAAGGUUCCGAAUCGGGUCAACCUCGAGAUUCAGACGAAUAUCGAAACAGUGGACAACGUCGUACUCGCAAAACAAGUGAACGGAAUUCUGUAAAUGAACCAAAAUAUACAGUUAUGCCGCGAAACAGUAAUGACUCUACGCAUACAAGUAGCCGAUACUCUUCAUCGCGUGAACCGCAAAGAGAUCGAGAAUCGAGAGACCAGCGCUAUAACAGUGGAAGAGGAGGUAAUAGUGGGACAAAUCGUAGUAAUUUUACUAAUAAUAAUAGGCGGGAUAGACAUGACAUCGGAUCAAAUAGAGAUCAUGAAAAGUAUGAGACAUACGAUAGACCGCCACGAAUGAGUCAAAAGUCGGAAGACGAGGACGAACGCAAAGUUGCUUAUACAACAUCCAACAAAUUCGCACAUUUAAAUAACGAGGACUACGAUGAAGAUGAAGGCGCCAACCCUUCCGAUUAAAUCUUUGGUAAUAAUAAUCGCUUGAUUUGUGUUUUACUGAAGCAAAACGUAAAUCACUAUAUAUUUGAAUGUUUAUUCGUGUUUCUAACUUUCAAACAAACUGUUUUGUAAUUUUAUGGUUUCUUUUUUGAUUAUUAUUAUUCAUUUAUAAGAAUAAUAUUAAAUAGUUUUGAUUUAUAGACGAUUUGUACUUUUGUUGAACUAAUUUAUUUUUAGGCCAUUAAGUUAACCAUUUGUCAAAUAUUCCUUUAUAUUGAAUUAUUACUAAUUAUUUUAAUAGGAUUUUUUAAAGUAUAUACAGUAUAUAUAUAUAUAUACAUUUAUAUACAAUUGAGAGCUAAUAAUCGAUUUUAAAAAUUUGUAAAUUAUAUGAUAAUUACUUUGUAUAACAAAGACAUGUAUUUGUGAACUAAAUGAAUACAUUAGACACGUCUUGUGGCCAUUCAAUGGGAUGGAUGGCAUCAAUGGCACUGUUGGCCAAACAUCUAAACAUUUAUUUUAGUAGCAAAAGUUGCACUCUUUAUUAUUAUCUUAUUUUAUUAUUUUUAAUAUCAUUUCCAAAAUUUC